AUGUACGAGAAUAUCAAAUCGUUAGGAAAUGAUGGAUAUUUACCUACAGAUAUUGUCGAGUUAGCGGAGCGCCUUCAACGUGAUGCUCGACCGACAAGAGGCAUUUUUCGGCUGUUUCAAUUCGCCUUCCAGGUGGUUACUGGCUCGGAUCUCAACUUCAGUCAACCCUAUAGGUGGUCCGAUAAGAUGGCCGCAACAAAACGCAUCAAUGGUCUAGACAGCAAGGUUUUGGAUGAUCAUGAUAAGGCCAGAUAUAAUGCUCUCGUCGAUUUGAAAAAUCACUGUCAGCCAGAUCGUGGCCAAAACGACAACGCAGACAGCUUGAAAGAACUACUUGAUUGGGCAGAAAGAGACUUGAAAAAUGCUAAGGGUAAGGGAUCACCGCCCUCAGAUCCUGCAACAACUGAAAAAGAAGCCGAAGAGCUCCGGAAGCGAUUGAAUGCUUACAAACGAGAGGAUGCAGAGAGAUUUAAGGCAGAAUCAGAGCGCAACGCUCGUCGGCAUUAA
This is a messenger RNA of Botrytis sinoallii, 507 nucleotides long. RefSeq lists its product as uncharacterized. Bases 1 to 507 code for a protein of 168 amino acids. The transcript has 2 exons. The record is from RefSeq and is a predicted model, not a curated record. NCBI's taxonomy places the organism in Eukaryota, Fungi, Ascomycota, Leotiomycetes, Helotiales, Sclerotiniaceae.